AUGCCCACAAAGGCUCAUGUUCUAAGUGUCCAGCAUCUUUUCCAGGAUGAGUGCAUCGCAAUCCUUCGGGAAGGACAAUCUGGUGAGGAAGCCAGCCACUGGGCCCGGACCCUGGGGGAUGUGGGCCCUGUCCCCAGCACUGUGACCCCCGGGCCUAUCUGCUGCUCAUGUCGGGUGGAACCCAGAGACCACCUGCCCAUACCUAGGGCAGAUGCUGGGCUUCCCGACUGGGUCCCGCUGUCCCUGAGGCCCUGGACACAGACAGGCCAAGUCUGCACCUCCGGGACCCCCAGAGCCAGGACCCCCAGGACCUGUAGCUGCCCGUGCCACCGCUUUGGGGGCCACCUUCCGGUCCCUCGAGACCAGGCAGUGAUGCCCUACUGGGUACCCCAGUGCCUGCGGGCCCCAAAGAUGGUGAGAGAAAGGGGGCCCCCCCAGCUUCCUUCUCUCCAUUACCCACAAGUCCAGUUAGCCAGCCCGUGUGGACUCCUGAGGUGUCCUGCCUGCAUCGUAGCUGGCUCCUAUGUCCCGUGUCCUGCGGCCACUAUGCUGACCGAGCCUGCCUUUGUGUCUCAGGCUGAGGGGGAGCAGCCGAGCGAUGACGACUUCGAAGGAGACGACCUGGACGAGGAUGUCUGGUACGGGCACUGGCGGGUGUGCUGUGACCCAGCCCAGCUGCUCCAGUGGCAGCUGCUGCAGGCCCUGUGGGCCCCGGAGGCCGAGAGCAGGGCCGGCCCCGACCCCAGCCUGCUGCCCUUCCUGUCGCUGGGCCUCAGUCUGCUGGGCCUCUUGCAGGCCAUCAUGAGCGUCCUGGCCGCCUUCCGAGUGAGGGCUGUCCCCUCCAUGCCCCCCAGCACCCGGCAGGUCCACUGGACAAGAGCCAAUGAGGUUCCAGCCCGGUUCUCCAUAAACAGCACGAAAUCAUACAUGAACUGA
Messenger RNA from Elephantulus edwardii (Cape elephant shrew), 936 nucleotides. RefSeq lists its product as uncharacterized. Lineage: Eukaryota; Metazoa; Chordata; Mammalia; Macroscelidea; Macroscelididae. The transcript is spliced from 6 exons. The coding region runs from base 1 to 936 and encodes 311 amino acids. The record is from RefSeq and is a predicted model, not a curated record.